Molecule: messenger RNA, 2924 nt
Organism: Camelina sativa (false flax)
Lineage: Eukaryota; Viridiplantae; Streptophyta; Magnoliopsida; Brassicales; Brassicaceae
Source: RefSeq, a predicted model, not a curated record
GUUUGGGCGAGAGAGAAAGAGAGAGAGAAAGAGAAAGCGAGUAAGUCCAUAUUAUUAAUUAUUUUUUUGUAUUUCACAUGUGCCACUGUGACUUCUCUCCCUACACGCCACCAUCUCCACCACCUCCUCCCUCCUCCCUCCUCCUCCGUUCUUCGAUUCCCAAUUCUCAUACGACCCCUAGGGUUUCGUUUUUUUUUUUUUUUCUCAUUUUUAUACAACUCUUUUAAUUCCACGAUUACUUCACCACCACCGUCCCCCGAUCUUUUUAUAGAACUCAGAUCUUUUUCCGAUUUGUGAAAUUUUGGAGCUGGAGAAGUGUUCUUUGGCUGUCACGAAGAGCCGAUGCCGGAAAUCGAUCUUAUGAGAGUCGAUCAUUGUGUUUCCGAUCUGAAUUUGGAUGCUAAACCUCCUGGUUUCUUCGAUUCUGGUGGCUCUGUAGAUUUGGAUGUGAAGCUAGAAGACGACGAAGAUGAAGUACAAGAAGAAGAAGAAGAUUCGGAUUGUUUGAAGAAGAAGAAGAAGAGCGUUGGUCGUUCGACUAAACGUGGUCGUCCCCCGAGGACUUUGGGUUGUAAAGCUUCUUCGUCUCCUGUUUCGAGGAAGAGGAGAGAAGAUGAGGAUGUUUGUUUUGUUUGCUUCGACGGUGGUAGUCUUGUUCUCUGCGAUCGUAGGGGAUGUCCAAAAGCUUAUCAUCCAGCUUGUGUUAAGCGUACUGAAGCAUUCUUCAGAUCAAGAGCUAAAUGGAACUGUGGUUGGCAUAUAUGUACUGCUUGUCAAAAAGAUUCUUUCUACAUGUGUUAUACUUGUCCGUAUUCAGUUUGUAAGAGGUGCGUUAGAAGCUCAGAGUAUGUAGUUGUAAGGGAAAACAAAGGAUUCUGUGGUAUCUGCAUGAAGACUAUAUUGCUUAUUGAGAAUGCAGCUGAUCCUACCAAAGAAAAGGUUCAAGUCGAUUUUGAUGAUCAAGGCAGCUGGGAGUAUCUUUUUAAGAUUUACUGGGUUUCUCUUAAAGAAAAGCUCUCGUUAACGUUAGAUGAUCUUUCCAAUGCAAGAAAUCCAUGGAAAUCUUCUUCUUCCACUGUUUCUAAGAGAAGAACUACUAGUCGGGUUCAUGAAAAGGGCAAUGGGAAUUCUCCUGAGGUUAUGAAAGUAAGUCGCGCUAAAGUAAGGAAGAUGGAAACUGCUUCUGUGAUUAAGUUGGGUCCUUCUUUGGAUAACAGACUCCCACCAUUGACUAGUGCCACUGCGUGGGCAACAGAUGAGCUCCUGGACUUUGUGCGGUAUAUGAAAAACGGUGAUGCUUCAGUCUUAUCAAAGUAUGAUGUCCAAACUCUCGUGCUAGAGCAUGUGAGACGGAAUAAUCUACAAUCUUCUCCUCAGAAUUCUGAUAUAAUGUGUGACGCUAAGCUUAUGAGAUUGUUUGGAAAGGAGCGAGUGGAUCAUUUUGAAAUGUUGAAGCUUCUUGAUUCUCACUUCCGCCAUCAAGAGAGAUCUCCAGUUACAGAUACCUCAGCCGGAGCAGUCACUGAAACUAUGUCCUUCCGGGUCGAUGCUAGUAGAAGCUGUGAUAGGUUGAAUGCGUCUGCACAGUAUCAAGAUAGGUUGAAUGGAUCUGUACAUCAUCAAGAAGGAGAGUCACAGCAAUUGAACGUGCACAAUAGUCAGGUUAGACCUUCCAGUUCUAAUAGCAGAAACCAUGCUGUUGUAAAACCUGAAACAUGCGCCACUGUGUCCAAUAAGCCAAUUGAUGGCCUGGAUACGAAUAUGGUAUGGUUAUAUGGAGAUCCAGAUGGGAAGAUUCACGGACCAUUUUCCUUACUUAACCUGCGACAAUGGAAUUCAAGCGGGCAUUUCCCACCUGAGUUGAGAAUAUGGAGGUUAGGUGAACAGCAAAACAGCUCCAUACUUCUGACCGACGCACUAAAUGGGCAGUUCCAUAAAACAGGGUUUUUACAAAAUCAUUCUAUCCCCAAGAAGGAAGUGACAGCUCCUAUAGCUAACGAUCAACACAGGUCUGUGGCUGUUCCUAAACUAGAGAGUAGAAUACUGGACUUCAGCCCCAACUCAGUGUGUACUGACCAGAGUGUCAUUUCUAGCAGUAACAGUGUCAUCACAAGGAGCUCGGAUGUGAGUAACAAAAGCGGAAACAACUUUAGCCUCAACGUGCCAUUGGACUUUUCUCUAUCUAAUGAAAGGGAUAAUGUUGGUUCUGCCUCUCUCUGGAACAAAAGAAAAGUUGAAAGUCCUCUGCUUGUACAAAGCCCAAUAAGCUGUUCGCUUUCGCUCUCUACGUUACCCGGAAACUCAAACUGCUCUAUGCCACCACAUGAAAGAUGGAAUGCUGGUCAAACAGAUUUAGAUGGAAACAAUGCAGCAAUGAAUGCUUGCAAUCAAAACGGUAGUCUUAGCGGCUCAGGUGAGAAACAACAUGUCACGGCUACGGUCCAGUCAUGUGGACAGAACUGGAAUGCUGCAACUCCAAGCAGUGCUUCAAAUGUGUGGGAUUCUAACUCGGGUUUGGCGUCUUUCCCAGACAAUCAAGAAAUAGACUUUUUAGAUCUCUUUAGUCCAAGUUUCAAAUUCAACUUCGCAUCUACUUCCACGGAUUGGCAACCGAUUGUGGCUGGACCAGACGAAUGGUGGUGCAUAUGAAGAAGAUAUAUAUGAUACAAAAUGUGUUUCUUCUCGGUAUUUUUGGCUGCACCCACCACCAUUGUUUUUUCUCUCUCGGUAUUUAGGUGUUGUAAACGUUGUCCUGUGUUAAGAUUUGCACAGACAUACCCAACUUGUGUAUUUUUACAUUGUUUGUACUUGGGAAGAAGAAGUAUAAAAAUGAUUGUCCAUGGGGAUGUACGUAAUCAAAAACAUUGUAGGGGUCAUGAGCUUAUUAUUCUAUAUAUGAUAAUGAUAGUGUAACGUUUCAUUCU